AUGGCACGCUGCUCACCGAUCCUUUUCGUUCUCCUUGCUCUCAUUCCAUUGUACUGUGCAUUGGAUUGCAGAAAAUUCUCAUUUGCUCCGGCAUGCCGCGGCAUCAUGCUCAAAAGAUCGGGAGCUCACCAAAUCGUUGACACCGAGGCAAAGGAAAUGGAAAUGGCUGAGAAACUCAAGAAGGAGGAGAUUUUGAUGCGAAUUUGGAACGCGAUUCAAGAGGAAGGAGCUUCGAAGGAUGGAUGUGUCAACAUUCAUUGGUUGAAGGCAAAGCUUUUGGAACCCGAUUUCGAAUCUUUCUAA
Messenger RNA from Caenorhabditis bovis, 303 nucleotides. The record is from the annotation of a GenBank genome assembly. Lineage: Eukaryota; Metazoa; Nematoda; Chromadorea; Rhabditida; Rhabditidae.